Molecule: messenger RNA, 405 nt
Organism: Cryptosporidium ubiquitum
Lineage: Eukaryota; Apicomplexa; Conoidasida; Eucoccidiorida; Cryptosporidiidae
Product: actin depolymerizing factor-related protein
Exons: 1
Coding region: 1-405 (134 amino acids)
Biological process (GO): cell motility; actin filament depolymerization; actin filament severing
Cellular component (GO): actin cytoskeleton; actin cortical patch; cytoplasm
Molecular function (GO): actin filament binding
Source: RefSeq, a predicted model, not a curated record
AUGUCAUCAGGCGUGAAGAUUCACCAAGAAUGCAUCGAUGCUUUUCAGAAGCAGAAGAUCCGCAAACAACACAGGUAUUUACUUUAUAAGAUGGAUAGUACCUAUGAGAAUAUAAUCUUAUUCAAGGCUUCAGGACCAGAGGAAACAUAUGAAGAUUUUCUUGCAUCUAUCCCAGAAGCUGAAUGUUUUUAUGCCACAAUUGAUCUUCCAGACCCAAAUGGUCAAAACCCAAAACUCAUUUUCUUAAUGUAUACACCAGAAAACGCUAAGGUCAAAGAUCGCAUGGUCUUUGCCUCAUCAAAGGAUGGUUUUGUUAAGAAACUUGAAGGUGUUCAUGGAAAGCUCUUACAGGCUUCUGAGAGAUCAGACUUGGACUACGAGCUUGUUACUAACCAAUACUUUUAA